AUGUCGGACUGGGACGCGAGCAGCGACGAGGAGCUGGGCGCGCCGGACUGGCCGCGGGCCGCGGCUGCCGGGCCGCUCUGCUGGUCGCCCAGCACCCCUCCGUGGGGCCGCGCCUCCGGGGAGAGCGGCGGGCGCCGGGGGAAGGGCACGGGGAAUCCCGGAGGGGAGGGGUGGGAGCCGCGAGGCGCUGAAGGCUCCGGCGGCCCGAGGCGGGCGGCGCGGCAGCGGCCGCCCCGAGCUGCGGCCGGCCAGGCUCGGGACUCUGCGGCGCCGCUCUGCUUCCACCUGGAUAGCGCCCUGGUCGGGGCUCUCAUAGGUAGGGGUGGAGCUAAAAUUAAAGAACUUGAGGAUUCUUCGGGUUCCAGGAUAAAGGUUACAAGAGGAACCUAUGAAUCUGAAGUAAAGAUUUUUGGCAGCAUUGAUGUGCAAAACAAAGCCAAGAUGUUGAUUGACAAUAUUAUUACAAGUUCUGGACAAAACUCUGUUAGAGGUGGGACAGAGAAAGGAAAAACCUUGGACACCAUCAAGCCUGAAAAUAACCCAAAGAAACCAGUGAUUAACUGGGCUUCUCUUCGAGAAAACAGGGCCAAAUACGAAUCUAUGAAGUGGGCAGGCUUGCCUCCAAUUGAGAAAAACUUCUACAAAGAAUCACCCAGGACUGCAUCUAUGUCACAAGAAGAAGUGGAACUGUGGCGGAAGGAAAAUAAUGAUAUAACUUGUGAUGACUUGAAAGAAGGUGAAAAGCGCUGCAUUCCCAAUCCUGUUUGUAAAUUUGAAGAUGUAUUUGAGCAUUAUCCUGAUAUUAUGGCCAAUAUAAGAAAAGUUGGUUUUCAAAAGCCUACACCAAUUCAGUCCCAGGCAUGGCCAAUUAUACUCCAAGGAAUUGAUCUUAUUGGUAUAGCGCAGACUGGUACUGGGAAGACAUUAGCAUACUUAAUGCCUGGAUUCAUUCACUUGACUUCACAACCAAUAUCCAAAGAUCAGCGUGGGGGACCUGGAAUGUUAGUUCUUGCUCCCACUAGAGAACUGGCACUUCAAGUAGAGGCAGAGUGUUCAAAGUAUGCAUACAAAGGAAUUAAAAGUAUUUGCGUCUAUGGUGGUGGGGACCGGAAAGGACAGAUAGACACGGUUACCAAAGGUGUGGAUAUUGUUAUUGCUACUCCUGGCAGACUGAAUGAUCUUCAAAUGAACAACUUCAUAAAUUUGAAGAGCAUAACGUAUUUGGUUUUAGACGAGGCUGACAGAAUGCUAGAUAUGGGAUUUGAACCACAGAUUAUGAAGAUCCUAAUUGAUGUGCGUCCUGACAGACAAACUGUUAUGACAAGUGCUACUUGGCCUGAUGGUGUCCGUCGCCUGGCAAAAUCCUACUUGAAAAAUCCCAUGAUUGUGUAUGUCGGCACUCUUGACUUAGCAGCAGUAAGCACAGUACAACAAAAAGUUAUUGUUAUCCCCGAGGAGGAAAAGAGAGCUUUCAUGCAUAGCUUCAUUAAGUCUAUGAAGCCAAAAGAUAAGGUCAUCAUUUUUGUGGGCAAAAAGCUUACAGCUGAUGACUUGGCAAGUGACUUUGGUAUCCAAGGAAUUCCAGUACAGUCACUUCAUAGCAACAGGGAACAGUGUGAUCGAGAACAGGCUUUGGAUGACUUCAAGAAAGGCAAAGUUCGAAUAUUGGUGGCUACUGACUUGGCAUCCCGUGGCCUCGAUGUGCAUGAUAUUACUCAUGUUUUCAACUUCGAUUUCCCUCGCAACAUUGAGGAAUAUGUUCACAGAGUAGGUCGUACUGGAAGAGCAGGGCGCUCUGGGGAGGCAGUAACACUUGUCACGAGCAAUGAUUGGAAGUUUGCAUCCGAGCUGAUUGACAUUCUGGAAAGAGCAAACCAAGUAAGAAUACAUUACUGGGUAGUUCCUGACAAGCUUAUUGCAAUGGCAGAAAGAUACAAACAAUCACAAAUGAGAAAAGAAAUUGAAAAGGAUAUACAAAGACCUUGGAGAAAGCCCUCAAAAUAAGUGUAGUCCUUUGAAGCUACUGAAACAGAGAAAGUGAUUUUAAUUAGUGUUAGCUUCCUUGGGCUUGAAUUUAUCAGUUUCAUUUAGUGUUUGUUUUCUGUACCUGUCCUAUUUAAACAAACUUCUCAAAAGCAUCUUAGAAAACUGGAUUAACUUUAUAUAGGAAUAAAUCUGGUUUUGCACUUGGAUACUAUUUUCACAUAAUUUUUCUUUCUUGUGUGAUGUAUGAAAUUUCUAAAGCCAUUGUCUACUGGUGAAAAACUAAUAUUGUGGCUUUGUUGGUAGGUUUGGGGUUUUUUUAGUUAAAUGCAAUAUUACUAUAUAAGAAUGUAAAAGAUAAUUUUUCCUUUUAUAUUCAGAGAACCAGAUUAUUCAUUGUAAGCAGUGUUUGUCAAUGUAGUUUCAAAAUACUUUUUUUCAUACCUUUUCAAUACUUUUUCAAAUACCUUUUUGCCUUGAUAUGCUGUUGGCAUGCAGGAUUUCUCAGGAUAAUGAAAACUGCUCUGUUUGCCAUUACUUAUGUUUGCUGAAGCAAGUUAUGUUUAUUCUUAUUUUAAGACUUAACAUUGGUAGUCAUUUUUAUUAAGACUUGUGUCUCAAGAUUUUUUGAGAGAGGUCUGCAUUUUCUUGUAAUGGAGGGGAGCAUGACAGGAAGUACUUGUUUGUGACUAACUUGGGGAAGAAAACCUGCUUUUGGUUUUUGUGGAUGUAAUAUUCUAGCUUAAGGAGUAAAACCAGAAUUUACUAGAGCAAUGUUAACAAAGUCAUGGAGAAAAUAAUACAUUUGAAGGUCAGCUUUUAUUUCUUCCAGAUAAAGUCAAUUCACACUUUACAUUUGGAUGUCAGGUUCUGUCACAGACUCCCAGUAAUAAUGGGGCAUGUUUUCUACUCUUUGAAAUUUAUGUGGGAAGGAGUCAUUCCUUCACUUGAUGCUUGGCCUGAACUUGUGUUUAUUUGUGUGUCAUAUGAUUAAAUAAAAAUGAAUUAACAAAAUUCAGUAAAAUGACAAUAUUUUAGUAAAAUGUCUCUCUAAAUAUUCUUUCCUCUUAAUUUGCUCAUCAUUGAGGUAAAUCUGGCCAUUAUUCAAGCCAGUAGGUUAUUUUGCCUUCAAAAAGUAGGCUAAAAAUAUGGACUUCCCAUAGCUUCUAUAAGUAGAAGCAAAAGACUUAUUUGCAGCACAGCAGUUCUCAAAUGCUGUGUACUUCUCACCUGCGCAAUUUUAGUAAAAGGAAAUAUAAUUUUUUUUCCUAACACACAUUUCUUCAAUAUGAGAAAAAUGGAUAUGAAUUUCAAUUUCAGGAGUGUCCAGUUCAUGCUGCAUAUUGGUUUUGAAAACCUUUUAUAUCAAGAGUCUUCCUCUUUGUUAUAGGUUGAAAGAUGCAUUUCUUUCUCCAUAUUCUCCAU
Messenger RNA from Passer montanus (Eurasian tree sparrow), 3408 nucleotides. RefSeq names its product DEAD-box helicase 43 (gene DDX43). NCBI's taxonomy places the organism in Eukaryota, Metazoa, Chordata, Aves, Passeriformes, Passeridae. Bases 1 to 2004 code for a protein of 667 amino acids. The transcript is spliced from 16 exons. Gene Ontology annotation, molecular function: RNA binding; RNA helicase activity; ATP binding. The record is from RefSeq and is a predicted model, not a curated record.